Molecule: messenger RNA, 1094 nt
Organism: Colius striatus (speckled mousebird)
Lineage: Eukaryota; Metazoa; Chordata; Aves; Coliiformes; Coliidae
Gene: CRNN
Product: cornulin
Exons: 3
Coding region: 93-1094 (333 amino acids)
Biological process (GO): regulation of phosphatidylinositol 3-kinase/protein kinase B signal transduction; cellular response to cytokine stimulus; positive regulation of cell cycle G1/S phase transition
Cellular component (GO): cytoplasm
Molecular function (GO): transition metal ion binding
Source: RefSeq, a predicted model, not a curated record
UCUGCUGAGCUCUUCUAAAGGACAACAACGAUAGAAAAGAUCUGGAUUUGCACUACUCCAUGGUUCCUUAGAGGCUGUUUCAGUUUUGCAAGAUGUCCCAGCUCCAGGAAAACAUCAAUGGCAUCGUUGCUGCUUUCUACAGGGGUGCCAGAAGCGAUGGCAACUGCAGCCCCCUGAGCAGGGAGGAGCUGAGGCAGCUCAUGGAGGAGCAGUUUGCUGAUGCAAUGGAGAACCCCCAGGACCCCAAAACUGUCAAGAAGGUGGUGUGCUUCCUGGAGGAUGACAGCAACUGCAGGGUUGACUUCACUGAGUUGCUCAGCCUGGUUUUCUGUGUGGCCAAAGCCUGUUACAAGCCACUCCAGCAGCACCAGAAACUUGAAGAUGGUCAAGAGCCCACAGGGCAAGAGAAGGCAGAGGGGGAGCAGCCAUCAGGGCCACAUGCAGUGGGGAAGGUGCCCUCCAACCAGGAGGUCCCUGAACAGGGUCAGGACACUGAGACACAGGAUGCAGACAGGCACCAAAGCCAGGAGGGUGAGACACCAGAGCACGACUGGGACCACCGUCAGGAUGAUGGGACUGAAGCACCAGAAGUGGAUCCAGAGAGAGGUGAAAUCUUGUACACUGCAACCCCAGAGCAGGAUAGAAAUAUUCAGAUGGCUGGAGAGGCUGAUACACCAAAACAAGACCCAAAAACCCAAGAAACUGAGGCACUAAGACAGGGUUUAAACCACCAUCAGAGCCCAGAGAUGGAGUCAGCAGAGCAAAACCUGAAUUGUCCCUCUGAGAUACAAGGAAGGGACCCAAACAAUGAGACUCAGGUCUGCAAGGCCCCUUGGCAGGACCCCAACCCUCACAAGACCCAGGAGCUUCCACUCCCAGAGCAGGGUCCAAGCCCCCAUGGAGAUACCAAGCCUUGGGGUACACACCAUACCCCAGCUUGCCAUCAGCUCCCUGAACCCAAAGUGCUGGAGCACAGUGGGGUAGAAGCUCUGGCUUGUCCAGCACGACAGCAACAACCUGCUCAUCACCAAAGACAACCUGCUAUGGAGCAGCAGCUCCUGCAGUCCCUGUACCAGUGGCCACCACAGCAGUAA